This is a messenger RNA of Boleophthalmus pectinirostris (great blue-spotted mudskipper), 6227 nucleotides long. RefSeq names its product C2 calcium-dependent domain-containing protein 4C. NCBI's taxonomy places the organism in Eukaryota, Metazoa, Chordata, Actinopteri, Gobiiformes, Gobiidae. The coding region runs from base 2290 to 3723 and encodes 477 amino acids. The transcript has 5 exons. The record is from RefSeq and is a predicted model, not a curated record.
UGAUAAGAGUCCACACAAAUGUGUGCAAAACAUGAUGCAUGUACAGAAGACAAAGUCAAGAUGACAUAUACAAUCAAAGUCUCUUGUAGGAAUGUGCAAACAAAGUAUGGUUCACUGCAUCUUUGUGCUGGCUAUUGAGAGCUUCCAGGAAAUGUGUCAGCUGGUGUUUGUUGGUCACAAAUCUGCAAUUAAUCUUCUGUGGACAAAGACACGGUAAAAGUGACAAAAGUUUACUGUUGCUAUAAUGGAAUACUUGCAUAUUUCAUUAUAGUUUGUAGUUACUCUUUGAUAGGUCUUUUGGUAUAUAAGAUCAUAUAUAUUUAUCGAUGAUCAAAUGUACACGCACUAAAGUUAGUGCAACUACUCAAACAACCAAGUCACAUAAAUCAAAUUUGGCAGCAACAAGCAAUCCUCUCUUCUAGAAAUAAACAUAUUUAUAAUACAGGGCUUAAUCUGUGAAUCAGAUUCACUGGAACACUGCUGGACAGGUGUCAUGAGUUGGGGGAUCAUGUUAAACAGAUUCUUCCAAUUUCAUUAAAUUCUCUCUGAUCCUUUAAAAUCUAUCUUGGAUCUUUUACCCUCAAACAGUAAGAGAAAGAUUGCCCCAAAUGGGGCAUUCAAUUAAGCUCUGGAUAUAUAUGUACAUAUCUGAGCCGCACCAAAUGUCUGCUUAAAUAAAAAGGGUGGAUAACAGUGUGAUACUGACUGUAGAGUUGAAGAAAGUAGGGGGAUUGGUCCAUAUGUCAGAAUAUGCCAAGUCUCCAAGGCAACAGAAGUUGAAGGUAGGAUCGUGGUGGACGGAAUAAAAUGGAUGACAACAAUAUAAGUGGGGUAAAAAUCACUUUAUGACGUCAAGUGUGUUUCUUUCCUCUUUGACAGUAAUGAUUGAGUGUUAUGAGUAGUCGCACACAUGCAAAGCUAUAGAAAUGACUGCACUAACCUGAAAAUGCAGUGCACUAGACAUCCUGCUGGGCCUUUCUGCGUGUUUGGCCUAGCAGUCUUGCUUCUACACAGUAGGCUACAUGGCAUCCCUUUUAGUCAUGCAGAAGUGCUGCAGUUAUUUUAACAUCCAAAGGCUACAUUGUUUAUUUCUGCCCUGCUCUUAUAUCUGGCACCGACUGGAAUACACUGAUUGCAAGAAUAUACUGACAGAAUACUGAAUAUCAGCAAUAAAAUGUAUUUUGUAAUGUAAUCUGUUACAUGGUCCUGAAUACUUGGAAUACUUUACUUUUAACUUUUAUUAGUUUGAAGGUUAUGUUGCAUGGUCAUGAACCAUGGUGUAUUCCUUUCAUUUUAAGAAAGUAACUAUUCAGAUUUAACAAUUUACUGGAAUACAUUUACUCAAAACGUGUAUUCUGAAUGCAUCUGUUUCAUAGCCUACAUAUGUACUAACCACUACUGGCAAAUAAAAUAAAGCCUCUUAAUGAGGAAGCACCCUGUCUUUCCUUUGCAGAUUGCUGCUGUAAUUGAACUGGACAUGUUGUGUGAUCUUUCAGUUAUUUGCUAUAUCUCAUUAACAACUAUAAAAUAUGAGAUGGCAUGAUUGGAUUCAAAUAAAUAAUAACCUACAUUUAGUAAGUGAGUGAGAUAUAGCUUACAGCAGAGGGUGAGAGUUCAAUUGUGGUCUUGCAAUCUAUAUGGUAAAUAGGUUUCUUUUUUCUCAAGGUGAUUACAUCAGGCAGUGACCUUUGGCUGGACUUCAGCGCCCAAGAUAUGUGAUUACUUCUGAUUAUCUAACAGUUUGGUUUACAUGGCCCCACACUGAGGAUGUCCUGCUACAGCUUCAUCCAUGAAGGAUUAUCCUUACUGUUUCCUGGUUCACUGUCAUAUGUCAUCUUGUGGUGUAGAAUGUAGCAAUUGAGUUGAUUUAACUCUUCACAAAACAUCCAGAUUCCUGUGUACACUUGAACCCAUCUCUGCAGACAAACUGGAAAAACACCAUAAGACAAAUAAGACUUAGAAUGUUUAUGCAAAUGUGGUCGCCUAGUAGUUAUUUCACACUAGGUCCAUCAAAUAUUGUGAAAAUGUGAAAUUAAAUUAAUAUGGAACUACACUCUGGCUGUACACAAUUUUAAUAAUUAUGCUGUAUAGUUCAUUGUGCUCACUCUAAACAUAUGUCGCAUUACACAGUAAACAACUAGCAUUGACCCACAUUUUGUUUUCUUUAAGGGUGACAGUGAAUGACUGGACACCCACUUCUGCAAAAUGAGGUGAUCAGUCACCUGCAUUAAAAGUCGACAGUUUUGGCGGGAAAGGGAGACAGAAGGGACAGUCGCGGGCACAAACUGGAUGAAAAAAACUGCAUUAACUGUGCAAAAUGCACAGCCUUUUUGUUUGAAUUUGUUAUUUUAUUGCGCAAGAUUAACCUUUCUGGCACCUGGACUGCAUUUCACUUCAAUCAACAGCCAAAAACAGAAACACCUGAGUGACUCUGACAUCCCACAUCUCCCACUGUGUGGUGGGGCCAUGUGGGUUCUGGAUAAACUGCGUGGGUCUGUGGAGACCAAUGUGCUGCGUCAGGGAGAGAAUGGAGAUAAGAAAAAUGCUGUGGCUCCAACAUAUACCAACGUCCUCACCCCAGACAAAAUCCCUGACUUUUUCAUUCCUCCAAAGCUUGUCAGCUGUCCCCCAGAACCUGAGAUUCAUAAACCAAAAGAGGAGGUACAGCCUUCUACUUCAGAACAAACAAUUGGAAGUGGGAAGAAGAUCAGCAGCCCCCGCAGCCCUAGACUGGUUGCUAAGAUUGCAGGAGACACUAAAAACCUGCUGAGAGCUGCUAACCGCCACAUUAUACAAAUAGAAAGUGCUGAUGACAUUGUGGCUGGUGACACAAAUGCAGAUCCUCAGUCACAAACCGCCAUGUCAUUGCCUUAUGUGCCCAAGACCCAGACCUCUUAUGGCUUUGCCACAUUAAAGGAGAGUCCUCACACACGGCGUAAAGAGUCUUUGUUUCACUGCGAGGUUACAAGUCCCAUGACAUCCCCCAAUACUCAGAGGAGGACACAGGGCAAAGGCAGUGAAGGAGGGAAUCAUCUGAACCCAGCAGACUGCAACCCGUCCCACAUGAAUCCUUAUCGAUAUUUCAGUGGUGGGGAGAGUGACACGUGUUCUUCUGCAGAAUCCUCUCCCUUCAGCUCACCUCUACUUUCCCGAUCAGCCUCUCUGCUAAAGAUCUUCACCCACGAAACUCAAGCAAAGGUUGUGAAGGCCAAGCGGACAUUUGCCCGUCAUAGCUCACUGUCAACAGAUGAAUGCAGCUCAGCAGAACCUAGCCCUAAUGUCCAACGACGCCUCCAUGUCCCUUCUUUGCAUGGAAGUUCAGGGGCAUCUGAUCAUGGGCUUCAGCGAGAACACAUUAUUAAUCUGCAUAAAGGAGGCACGGUGAGGAUCAGUGCAAAUUAUGAUACAAGUACAUCCCGCUUAUUGAUCCGUGUCCUAGCUGCAGAGAAUCUGUAUGACAAGCACUUUGACAUCAAGAGCAUUAACUGCUGUGUGUCUGUUUAUCUUAACCCCGGGAAACUGCAGAAGCAAAGAAGCAACAUAAUCAAGAACAGCCGUAACCCUGUGUUUAAAGAGGACUUCUUCUUUGACUCGAUAAGCUCAGUUCAAGUGAAGACCUUAUCUGUUAAGUUCAAGGUAGUGAAUAAAGGAACAAGCCUCAAGAGAGACACACUGCUGGGAGAGCGAGAGGUGCCUUUAACAAAGCUCUUAUCAGGACUUUAAAUCUGAAACAGGCUGUUAAAGCACAAUGGCAAGAAUAUUUUUAAUGUUUGCACUGGUCUCAAAACUAAUGUUCUAGUAGAAGAAAGUGAACUGAUAAAACAGACAAUCUAUUCAAGAAAUUGGGCCCGCAUGUUUUUUUUUCUUUUUCCAAAAUUGGCUAAUUCUCUGUAAUUGUUUUCUUAAAAGAAGAAUAACAAGAAUAGGAUUUUUGGCACUGUCCUCUAUUUAUAACAAACCUCAUUAAAUCUUCUUGGCUCAGAGAGGAGUUCUGGACAUAUCUCCCAACCUGGUUACUGAACUGUUGAAUGGUUACUCAACUCCUCUGCUCUAACUUUUGUCCAUAUUUUUGCUUGCAGUGUGUUGGGUGGCAUGCUUUUUAUUGUUGUGUUUCAUAAAUACACAGGAUGUGAUUCUGUAAAAACGUACCGUAAUACUACAGACAAAGAUGCUUUUGUGAGCUUUCAAGUGGCUCUACAUCCUGAUGUGCAAAUGACCCUUUGAUAUUUGUUGCCAUGGUAUACACAGGUGAGAGCUGUGGACAAAUAAGGCAGUCACAAUAGUCACAUUUACAUUCACAUUCAAAUUCACAUUCAGUUUGUUGUGAAUGCAACCAGAGUUCUAAAAUUGUCAUAAUCUCACUAUCUGUAUAAUUGCCAUCUUAACGGUAAGGGGUCUGUAAUUUGGCAGUUGGGUUUUAUGUUAUGACUUCAAAAAAGCAGAGAACUCAACUCACACAGACUCAAUAAUGGCAAAUACGAGUACAAGUACUAUAGUGUCUGUUUUUUGUUUAGCACAUUAGGUAAAAAUAUAUAAGGAGGCAAUACAUGAGAAACUGUUGUAAUAAUAGUGAAAAUUAUUACUUAAAAUCUGUCUCUUUUUGUAUAAAGUAAAACAAACAACUCACAGUAAAUUUCUGUCAAAUGGAGAACCUUGUUUGUACAUUAGGUUUCAUUGCAUUAGUCCAUAUAUUUUGAAGCCUUAGUAAAGCAUGUAUUUGUUACACAUGCAGCUUUAUGGGGUUAUGUGGAGCGUCACAUUUUCUACAGUGUACCAAAUAAAUAUGCCAGUCAUAUAAAUGGAGGUAGUCAUCAUUUUAUGCAACCAUGUUAAUGGACGAAAAAGUUUGACAGUGGAUGCUCAUUUUGAGUUAAAGUGAGUUUUGGGGAAGGAUGUAGGACUCAUGCCACCCUGGAUAGUAUCCGUGCUCUGGAUCUCCCAGAUUUGGUGUACAUUUGCAUGAAAUGCCUGAAAAGUAUGAGACCCUAAAGCCUUACUCUGUGUACAUGUGAGAUGGUGUGUGUGAUGAAUAUUUUUUGCAUGAAACUAUUCAAUUUGUAUGUAAUUUUUUGCUACUGUUUUACAUUAAUGAUUUUGUGCCCACUUUGUAUGUAUUGUAGUACAUAUUUAUAUAUUCCAAUAUACUCAAAAGUUGCACCAACAAUGUAUCAAGAAAUCACCAAAAUAUUAAAAUGUUGUUUUUUUUUUAUAAUAAUAUAAUAGGCAGAAAUGACACAUGAUUGCAGUUUAUAGGAACACCUGUCUGACAGACAGACACCACAUAUGCAGACAACAGAUCUCAACUGCCGUUUAAAGUGGGAUAAGAUGAAAUAUCUAUUCUUCGAUGAUACUAGUUGAUGUUUUUGUGACUUAAUUGGUAAUACAGUGGCUUUGCAGAUACAUAUUUGUAUAUUUUUACAAUUUUAUGAAUGGCUGUUACUUCUGUUGUUGCCAAUGUUUUCAUUGCAGUUGGGUUGAUGCAUAUUGUAGAUUGUUUCUAUAUUUGUAUUGUGAGGUGGUGGACUAUCUUCAAUGGAGAGUAACUGCUGCUGACCGGGCAUUUCUGUGCCAGUUUAACUAAAACUAUACUAUAUAGUGUAUGUGCUUUGUUUUUUGUCUCUUGGACACAUUUCUAAGUAAACAACCUUAUCAAUAAACAUAUCUAAAUAAUCUGUAUGUACUGAUAUAGGCUUUAGCUUUGUGUAGCUGAAAGAAAACAACAAAUGUUGUGUGUUUCUUAAUGAGGUUGUAUGUUUUCAGCUGAGAGCAAUAGUUUUUAGUAUUCAUUAUUUUGACCUACUUUGCAUUCCCAAAAUAAUGGUUGUAAGGUUAACAGUAAUUUAAUCUGAAAUAAAAAUCUAUGAAACAUGUACAGUAUAUAUUAUGAGUGACAUACCCUUCUAGCAUGCAGGUUAAGUGGUCCUUGUAUUUCCUGUAUAAUAAUUACCAAAAGACAGCCACUGGCCUAAGCAAUCAUUGUAUUACCAUGUGUUUAUGAUGAACUGAUUCACUUUGGCCCACUGGCCAGCUGAUGGUUUAAUUUUAAGGAUUCUGUAAAUAAGAUUAAGUCUUCCUGUUUUAACAGGUUCCGCGUUGAAAAUCUGCCAGUCCAUUACUUGAUUCUAAAUUGUAUUAACUGUAUAAAAAUGUGCUCUUAAUUAUAUUCUUUUGUUGUGCUUGGGCCUGAUGUGUACUGAUACUUUUACACUGUGAUGCUCCAACCACUC